AUGAUCUGCCUCCUCGGCGCCCUCGCGCCCGCGCUCCUCGUCCCCGCAUCUCCGCCUCUGCGAGGGCGGAAAACUCGGCCGCCGCCUGCCGGAGCGCCCCCGCCGCCUGGCUCCACGUUCUUGGCGAGCCAGGCGGCGGGGGCGCUCCGGCAGGCGGCGGCCGAGUUUUCCGCCCUCGCAGAGGCGUGCGGCUCUGGCGACGACGUGGCGUGCGCGACGCUGACACGCGAGGAGGCGUCGAAACGCGCCUGGCUGGCGAGUCUGGACGCCCCAUCGUGGGGCAAGCCGCGGCCGGCGGCGGCGGAGGCGGAGGCGAAGGCGAAGUGGCUCGCGUCUCUCGACGCGCCGUCGUGGGGCACGCAGGCGGCGGCGGCGACAGCACCCUCCGAGCCGGCGGCAGUGCAGGCGGAGCAGGCGGCGGCGGCGGCGGCGGAGGCAGAGGCGGCCAAGGCUGCCUCUCUCCCCUCGCUCUCUCACACCGAGGCGUGGCUAGCGAGGCUCGAGGCGACGCCGUCGUGGCUGGGCGAAGGUCCGGCGGCGGCGGCGGCACCGGCGGAGGCGGAGGCGGAGGCGAAGGCGAAGUGGCUGGCGAGCCUCGACGCUCCAUCAUGGGGCAAGGCGGCGGCGGAGCCGGCAGCUCCCGCAGGGCCGGCUGCAGAACCGGCGGCACCGGCAGCAGCAGCGGCGGCCGAGGAGGCGGAGGCCAAGGCUCGCUGGCUGGCGAGUCUGGACACCCCAUCGUGGGGCAAGCCGCGGCCGGCGGAGGCGGAGGCGGAGGCGAAGGCGAAGUGGCUCGCGUCUCUCGACGCGCCGUCGUGGGGCACGCAGGCGGCGGCGGCGACAGCACCCUCCGAGCCGGCGGCAGUGCAGGCGGAGCAGGCGGCGGCGGCGGCGGCGGCGGAGGGAGAGGCAGAGGCGGCCAAGGCGCGAUGGCUCGCGACUCUGGACGCUCCGUCUUGGAGCAAGGCGCCGGUGGUGGCGGCGUCAGACGUAGCGCCCGCCGAGCCCGCCGAGCCAGCGGCGGCGGCGGACGCGGCACCCACCAGUAGCGACGAGUGGAAGCCGGCCUUCGGGUUGGUGACGGAGGCGCAUGCUGCGGGUGCGGCGGCAAAGGUGCGGGGCUUUGUCCUCGCCGAGACCCUCGCGGAGAUGGCCGCCUACCUCGAGUCGAAGGGCUCUGCGGGCGGAGUCUGAUACCGCCAGGCGCCGGGCGCCCUGAGUCUGCUCGGGCGUUUCUUUGGAGGCUGCAUGUGAGUGAGGGCAGGAGGGCGAGAGUGUGCACCGGCUGCCCCGACAGAGUGCUGGGAGACAUGGAGCGGCGUGCGAGCCAGCGGAGAGGGGUUGGACUGACACUGUGAAAUGGCGGUCCGCGCGGAACCAUGUCUCUUUGUAAUUGGCCAUGAUACGUGAGGUAAGCUUUUGGCUAGAGCCUAGAAAAACGAUUUUU
This is a messenger RNA of Emiliania huxleyi CCMP1516, 1447 nucleotides long. RefSeq lists its product as hypothetical. Bases 1 to 1194 code for a protein of 397 amino acids. The transcript is spliced from 3 exons. The record is from RefSeq and is a predicted model, not a curated record. NCBI's taxonomy places the organism in Eukaryota, Haptophyta, Isochrysidales, Noelaerhabdaceae.